AUGCUUGAUAACGGCUCAGAUAUAAUUAAUCCUCCCAAUGCUGGUCUUCAUAUGGAUGUUGACUGUUCACAAAAUGUUGUGUAUGCUCAAGCGAUGGCAACUUAUUCGGUUGCCGCUGACCCGUUGUCAAAUCAGCCAAGUCUGCUGCAAUCCCAACAGGCAAGGCUGCAGGAACAGGAAUAUAUGCCAACCAUCGUGUAUCCAUCGAUGCAUCCUAGCUUUCAACUCUCUAAUGAAUUUUAUGAAUACGGGUCACCAGUGACUCACCAUAAUUCUCCUAACCUUAAUAAUUUGCAUUAUAAGUCAGUCAGUAAUGAUGUUUCAAAUUCUUUGGCACAACAUUCUGCUUAUGUCACUUCUGUUGCGCAGCAGGUCCCUGCUGCAUCAUCAUCUACGCAUGCUACAGCAACGGCAAGUGAUCCGUGUGCACAAAUUGCGCAUGUUUUACAAUGCUAUCAGCAGGGCGGGGAAGAUGCGGAGUUUGUUCGAAAAGCCAUCGAAAGCCUUGUCAAAAAGUUGAAGGAUAAACGAAUUGAACUUGAAAAUUUAAUCAGCGCAGUAACUUCUGGUGGUAAGCAGCCGACGUCAUGCGUUACAAUACAGAGAUCGUUAGAUGGUCGUUUACAAGUCGCUGGACGUAAAGGUGUACCUCAUGUAGUUUAUGCAAGAAUAUGGCGUUGGCCAAAUGUAAAUAAAAAUGAACUUCAAAAAUUGCCAAUUUGUACCGUUUCAUCCGACAAUCAAGAUGUGAUCUGUAUUAAUCCUUAUCACUAUGAAAGGAUUGUUUCAUCCAGCAUUGGGAACAUCGAUAUGUCUACUUUGCGAUUAGAUUCUUUAACUUCAUUAUCAUCUACUCCAAACCAAGGUAACCUCAUGGCGUUACCAGUGGACGGAGGAGUCGUCUCACACAUCUCAGGAAGCCAAACUGAUGUGCAGCGUCCAUUUCAGAUAAAUCAACAACAGCAUCAGACUUCUGGCGGUAUGAUUCACAGUAAUGGAGAGGAACUUCAUACUCAGUGGAUGAAUCAGAGCUGUUCACUAAAUCCUUCACCUUCAACUCAGUUAUAUUCCAACAGCUCAGAUGCGUUUCCCGUUGGGCCUUGCUCCAGUUUUCGCAUUGGAGGGCUUGGAAGAUUUGAUUUGAACAGUGUCCAACUGCCACCGAUCGGACCGUUAGAACAUUGGUGUUCAAUCACUUAUUAUGAGUUCGACACACAAGUAGGAGAAACGUUCAAAGUACGGAAAGAUCAAAUUGAGGUCGUCUUUGAAGUUGUUGUUGACGGUGGAGUAAAUCCGUCUGCCACGAAGCAAGGUAGAUUCUGUCUAGGUGCUCUCCCCAAUGUCCAUCGAGAUGCUCCAUCUGAAAAGACAAGGCUGCAUAUUGGAAAAGGAGUGCGUAUUUCGACCCAGAGAGAUGGGUCGGUUUAUUUAGAGUGUCUUUCACACCAAUCUGUCUACGUCCGUAGUUAUUACCUUGAUUUUGAGCACAAUAGCGAAUAUGGGAUGACAGUACAUAAAUUUUGCUCAGGUGCUCCUAACCGAAAGAUUUUCGAUUUACGGUGGGCCUAUGCGGAGAUGGAGCAGCAAAGCAAUUCAGCUCGUUUAGCUGUUGCUGCGCAAGCGGCUGCCGUAGCUGGCAUUGCCUCUCCAACUUCGUUAACUCCAUCUCUUAUUGAGCAUGCUGGCACUGGAGUGGACGAUUUAAGGAGGGUUUGUUGUACUAUUGCCAUCUCUUUCGUCAAGGGCUGGGGCCCUGGUUACAAUCGCAGUUCAAUAAAAGAGACUCCUUGCUGGAUUGAAAUCCAACUACACCGUCCGUUGCAGUUACUAGACCAACUACUAAAGAAAAAUAAUGAUUAUUAUAGCUGUAAGUUUUGGUAG
Messenger RNA from Enterobius vermicularis (human pinworm), 1881 nucleotides. NCBI's taxonomy places the organism in Eukaryota, Metazoa, Nematoda, Chromadorea, Rhabditida, Oxyuridae. The record is from the annotation of a GenBank genome assembly.